This is a messenger RNA of Entelurus aequoreus (snake pipefish), 3206 nucleotides long. It is a transcript of the gene otud7b, whose product is annotated as OTU deubiquitinase 7B. Bases 296 to 2809 code for a protein of 837 amino acids. Gene Ontology annotation, cellular component: cytoplasm; nucleus. Gene Ontology annotation, biological process: protein deubiquitination involved in ubiquitin-dependent protein catabolic process; protein K63-linked deubiquitination; protein K48-linked deubiquitination. Lineage: Eukaryota; Metazoa; Chordata; Actinopteri; Syngnathiformes; Syngnathidae. Gene Ontology annotation, molecular function: DNA binding; K63-linked polyubiquitin modification-dependent protein binding; zinc ion binding. The record is from RefSeq and is a predicted model, not a curated record. The transcript has 12 exons.
AUUACUUUGUCGCUGCUGGUCCGGCUCGGGGAUAGUACGCUCGCUUUCACACGCCAACAUGCUCUAAAGUUGAUAUUUGUCCUCUCUCGGAAGCCCCCUGACGUCCCGCCGAGUGCGUACUUGACUGGAAGAAGUAGCUUGUGCGAGGAUGAACACGUCGCCGAAGGUGCGCCUGUAGCGAACCUCCCGUCGCUUGCCGCGCCGUCCCCCACUAGACUCCUCCGCCCCCUCCCACUAUUGAAUUUUUUUUUUCUCCCACUGGAGGCGGAGCGCCCACGUGCGAAUUCAUGAUCGCAUGACCGUGGAUAUGGACACAGUCCUGAGCCACUUUGUCAAGAACACGGGAGCAGAACCAGGAUUGGCCAGAGACCUGCUAGAAGGCAAGAAGUGGGACUUGAGCGCGGCCCUCAGUGACUUUGAACAGCUGCAAGCGGUGCAUGCUGGGAGCUUGCCGUACUUCCUCCCAGAGGAGAGGAUGUACCUGCCUCCCGAAAAGGAGAUGGCCGGACUCGGACGGCCUUUACUCCAGCGCCAAGACCAGGUGGUGCUUGCUCCCGAAAAGCAUCAGCCGAGGGCCGCCUCCCGCGGCAGCUCGCCCGUCGCCUUCUUGGCAUGCACGCACACCACCAACGCCGAGCAGCUGCUCAACACGCCCGAGUUCACCUUCCAGCUGCCGGACCUCAGCAUGUACCAGGACGACUUCAGGGUCACCGAGAGGGACCUGAUCGAGAAGUCCAUGAUGAUGGCGCUGGAGCACGCAGGGCGGCUCAACUGGUGGACCAAGGUGGUUCCAAACUGUCAGAGUCUGCUGCCCCUGACCACAACCGGAGACGGAAACUGCCUCCUGCACGCCGCCUCGCUCGGUAUGUGGGGCUGUCAUGACCGGGACCUGUCGCUACGCAAGGCCCUGCUGGAGCAGAUGUCUCACGGCGCCGAGCAGGAGGCCCUGAAGCGCCGCUGGAGGUGGCAGCUAACCCAGCAGAACAAAGAGUCCAGCCUGGUUUACAGUGAGGAGGAGUGGCAGAAAGAGUGGAAUGAACUACUGAAACUGGCCUCCAGCGAGCCCAGAGUCAACUACAGCAACAACGUCAACACCAGGGGGGAGUCCUCAGACGAGCCCGUCUACGAGAGUUUAGAGGAGUUCCACGUCUUCGUCCUGGCCCACGUCCUCAAAAGGCCCAUCGUGGUGGUGGCCGACACCAUGCUGAGGGACUCUGGAGGAGAAGCCUUCGCUCCCAUCCCGUUUGGGGGAAUCUACCUACCUCUGGAAGUGGCAGCUGCCAAGUGCCACCGCUCACCGCUGGUCCUGGCCUACGACCAGGCGCAUUUCUCCGCUCUGGUCCCCAUGGAGCAGAAGGACAGCUCCAACGAGCAAGUGGUGAUCCCGCUCACCGACUCGGAGCACAAAAUGCUGCCUCUGCACUUUGCUGUGGACCCCGGAAAAGACUGGGAAUGGGGCAAGAACGACAUCAACAACACGACGCUGGCCAGCGUGGCUCUCUCUCUGGAGGCGAAGCUCCAGAUGCUGCACGGCUACAUGAACGUCAACUGGCUGCCGCUGCCCUACGAGCAAGCCCCGCUGGCACAGCCUGAGUCCCCCACCGCGUCCGCCGGGGAGGACGCCCGCACGCCUCCAGACUCGGGCGAGUCGGACAAAGAGUCGGUCAGCAGCAGCUCCAAUGGCAACGGAGACGGCGGCACCGCGGCCAACGGCGGCGGUCCGUCGGUCAAGAACGGCUCCUCGGUCUCGUCGGGACACAGAGACAAAGGCAAGAAGGACAAGAAGAGGGCGGAGUCUGUGGCCGACAAGCUUGGCAGCUUCAGCAAGACUCUGGGCAGCAAGCUGAGGAGGAACGUAGGCCUCAUGGCGGCCAGGAGGGAGGGCGGGUUUAAGAAAAAGACCUCCAAGAACGUUAAAGAUGGCUCCCCGACCGCCAACGUCUCUGAGGAUUCCGGGAAGGGUUCCCCCUCCUCGGGCAGCGAGCGCCUCAACGGGACGGGCAGCAGCACGGACAGCGACACCUACAAGUACAGCGCCGACGUCAAAGUCAGCCUGGGAAUCCUGCGGGCCGCCAUGCAAGGCGAGAGGAAGUUCGUCUUCGCCGGCAUGCUCGCCACGGACAACCAGCACCCGCUUCGCGAGCAGAGGAUCCAACGGUACCUCACCGAAGUGGAGGAGCGCUUCCGAGCCGAGCAGGAGCAGCGGCGAGAGGCGGAGCGUAAGGGCGUGGCCUACGCCAAGAAGGAGGCGGGCGGCGAGCUGAACUACCGAUCUUACGAGGCCAAAGAGGAAGUGUGCGAGAGCUCGUCGCCGUCUUUGAAGACCAACAUCCUCAGCCCGGAUGUGUACUCGCGCUUCAUGACCAUCCCACGAGCGUCCGUCAACGAGCCGCACCUUCAAGUACUCAACAGAGAUAAUCGGCGCCAGCUAGCCGGCGGCUCUUCCAACAACGAAGUGCCGUCUUACGCCACCCUCCCGCGCCCCUUCCCCACGGGCCCCUCCCCCACGGGCCCCACCCGCCCUCUGUGCAAUAACUCGCAAGGCCACGACACGUCCUUCAGCCCCGCCUCCAUGGCGCUGUCGUACCACGCCGAGUUUCCCCCGCCAGACUACUCCGGUUGCGAGCCCGGUGGGCGGAGCUUCCAGGAGCCCGGCAGACAUUACUCCCUGGGUGGCGCUGGCGGCUUGCAGUCCAUUCACUGUCAGACGCCGAACUGCAACUACUAUGGACAUCCUGAGACGGGAAACUACUGCUCUUACUGCUACAGGGACAAGAAGGACACACAAGCCGACAUCCAAAGGUUCUAAUGGACCUGGGUCGGACCUUCUCUAGGACACGUGUGGACCACAGGGUUCUAAUGACCACGUCUGGGUCUGACCUGCUCUAGGACACGUGUGGACCACAGGGUUCUAAUGACCACGUCUGGGUCUGACCUGCUCUAGGACACGUGUGGACCACAGGGUUCUAAUGGACCACACCUGGUUUUAACCUUCUCUGGGACACGUGUGGACCACAAGGUCCUAAUGGACCACACCUGGUUCUAACGGAAGACAUUUAGUUCUUCCUCCUUUUAGCCCCAGCGAGAUUUAAACAGGUGAUCUCUGAGCGUUUGAACGUAGAAUCUAAUAACUGCACUUCUGUUACCUUUUACUGCGGCUUUUAUACUUGUGUGUGUGUGUGUGUGUGUGUGUGUGUGUGUGUGUG